This is a messenger RNA of Neurospora tetraspora, 354 nucleotides long. RefSeq lists its product as uncharacterized. The coding region runs from base 1 to 354 and encodes 117 amino acids. The record is from RefSeq and is a predicted model, not a curated record. The transcript is spliced from 2 exons. Lineage: Eukaryota; Fungi; Ascomycota; Sordariomycetes; Sordariales; Sordariaceae.
AUGUCUUCCUACCUCGAGGCCUUCAGCAAGUGGUUCAAGCUCAAGAUUUACCAGCUUGAGGUUACCAUGAGCGUGUACAUCUUUACGCCUAUUGAGAAGUUCAUCUUUUACUCAGUCCUCUUCCUCCUCGUCUCCCUCACCUUCAUCGCCACCUUCCUCUACCUCCCGCAUCACGUGCAAUUCAUCGCCCGCCGCGCCUGGUUCUACAUGCACGGCGACACCCAGGACUCGAUCCUCGAUGUUGUUUCCAACGCCGUUACCGUCACCAAGAGCGCGUUGCUGGGGUCGGAGAAGACUGUGGAAGCCUUGGGCAGGGCGGCGGAUGCUACAGUGGGGAUUGUUAGGGAACUCUAA